Chondrus crispus (carragheen) is the source of this 975-nucleotide messenger RNA. RefSeq names its product isoprenylcysteine carboxyl methyltransferase. NCBI's taxonomy places the organism in Eukaryota, Rhodophyta, Florideophyceae, Gigartinales, Gigartinaceae. The record is from RefSeq and is a predicted model, not a curated record. The transcript has a single exon. Bases 1 to 975 code for a protein of 324 amino acids. Gene Ontology annotation, cellular component: membrane.
AUGGCCAAUCCACUCGAUGACCGUCUCCUCACCUUAACAGCCAUCAUCACCGUGGUCUUCCAGUUUUCAUUCUUUCUUAUCACCUAUUUCCUUCGCUUCGACAAGGUCACCGACUUUGCGGGUACCACAAACUUUCUCAUCCUGGCUGUCGUCACGCUGACAGUCGGCGGUGCCUACCAGACCCGUCAGAUCGUCAUCAGUACUUGCGUCUUCAUCUGGGGGACCCGUCUCUGCGCCUUUCUUCUCUACCGCAUCAUUCUCUGGGGCGAGGAUCGCCGUUUUGAUGACAAACGAGAAAACUUAGGCCAGCUCGCCAUCUUUUGGUCUCUACAGGCUGUCUGGGCCUGGACCGUCUCCCUACCGGUCACAAUUGUCAACUCCAAGCCUGUCACCGACUCGCUAACGGCGUUGGAUUAUGUUGGAUGGAUCAUUUUCGCAUGCGGCGCACUUUUAGAGGCUGUCGCUGAUCAGCAAAAGCUACGGUACAAGCAGUCGGAGGCGUCGAAAGACCGCUGGACAGAUGUCGGAGUCUGGGCCUGGUCGAGGCAUCCCAACUUCUUCGGGGAAAUGUUAGUGUGGUGGGGCUUGUACAUGUCAGCGUUGAACGAUCUCAGGGGUGCGGAGCACGCGGCGAUAGCUGGGCCGAUUUUCAUCACGCUGCUGCUCAUGUUCGUGUCUGGGAUUCCGAUCUUAGAAAAGUCGGCCGAUGGAAAGCAUGGGAACAAGGAGGGGUAUGUCAUUUAUAAAAAACGAACGAGUGUACUCAUUCCGUGUCCUCCGGUGCUGUAUGUCAAGCUACCGGAAAUCCUCAAGGCGACAUUGUUGUUGGACUUCAAGUUGUACAACCCAGGGGGAAAGUCGGAAAACGACGAGAUGGUGACGGACCCAAAAGCGAAUGAGUCGACAUCGCUGGUCGACUUCGAGAAGAGAGCUUCGGGAGAGAGGAGCGCUGCAGCACAAAUUAUUAAUGUUUAG